AUGGACGACCUCAAGUACGCCCUCGGGUUCGUGUGCAUUUUCUCCUUCGCGGCGGCGGUCGGGGUCGGCGCCGCCAUCGGCGGUAACGUGGGAGCCUCGUUCACGUACUUCUUCGCUCUCCUGCCGAUCGUUUUCCUCGGGAUCGGGUCCACGGCCCCGGGGGUGAUCACGGCCGUCAUCAACAACGUCCGUAGGAAGUCCCAGGACGACUACGAAGAGCGACGCGUGCGCCACGAGGCCGCCCACUUCCUGUCGGGCUACCUUUGCGGCCUGCCCAUCAAGAGCUACAAGGCCGACGGGGGGACUACUCUCGUGGAGUUCUACGACUCGGCGGAGGGGGACAUGUCCGGGCGGGCGAUGAAGUUUACCCCGGAGGAGGUUGACCAGCUGCAACGGAGGUCUUUCUAUCCUUCGGCGAAUCUUUUCUGUUUUUGCACAUGA
Messenger RNA from Ectocarpus siliculosus, 441 nucleotides. The record is from the annotation of a GenBank genome assembly. NCBI's taxonomy places the organism in Eukaryota, Phaeophyceae, Ectocarpales, Ectocarpaceae.